Messenger RNA from Cydia strobilella, 940 nucleotides. RefSeq lists its product as uncharacterized. Lineage: Eukaryota; Metazoa; Arthropoda; Insecta; Lepidoptera; Tortricidae. Gene Ontology annotation, biological process: chemosensory behavior; male courtship behavior; sensory perception of taste. The record is from RefSeq and is a predicted model, not a curated record. The transcript has a single exon. Gene Ontology annotation, cellular component: axon; dendrite; neuronal cell body. Bases 11 to 940 code for a protein of 309 amino acids.
ACCUUCAUUAAUGGGAAUUUUAGCAUAUUCUAGUUCGGUCGUAUGUUUCAUAUUGUAUAUUGCAGUUGUAGUAAUACAUUUGUUAUUGAGAAACGCUGCCAACGUUCGUAUUAUCUCAAAUUUUGCAGAAAUGGACUCAAGAUUAAACCUCACUGUGAUGGAAAACUUUUACAGAACGGCAAGGAACUAUAAUUACGCCAUUAUUUUUGCAAUACUCGCCAUAAAUUUGGUAUACAUCGUGGUGUACUCCUCCAGAACAAAUAACACAAAUUCUAUUUAUUUAGUUACGGUCGGCAGUAUAUACACGUUGCAUGACGUUGAAAUAUUGUUCGUUUGUGUCUUGGUUCACAUGCUUAAAGUCCGACUGGUUAUACUGAAUAACAGUGUCGAUAGACUUGUCAGAGAAAAUGAAAAAAAGGAUAGAGUAUUCGCUACGACAAUUCGCCAGGAUAAAAUGGAUAUAAAACUGCAUGAACUUUCGCAGGUGUACGACGUUAUCGGAGAGACGAGCCGCUUGAUAAACAACCUCUACAACUUUCAAAUCUUCAUAGCGUUAAUAUGUACGUUCAUUUACGUACUGAAUUCUAUAUGGGAACUCUUGUAUUCUUUUAAAAGAGAGAUGAUUAUUGUCGACUUGAUAUUGUCCAUUGGUUGGAGUGGUAUCAAGUUGUUUUACUUGCUGGCAUUGUCGCUUGUUUGCGACGGCUUGUUGGCGGUGCGGGACGACACGAAGGUGCUGGUGAAUGAGCUGGUGAUGGACUACGACCUGCCGCCGAAAGCGCGCGCGCAGGCCAAGUCGUUCACUCAGCUGAUCGACGCGCGCCCGCUGACCUUUCACGUUUACGACGUGUUCACUGUCGAUAUCACUUUGAUGCUGAAGUUCAUAAGCGUUUCCACUACGUACUUAAUUAUCAUUAUACAAAUUUCAAAUUUUGUUUGA